AUUCUUUCGAAGCGAAGCCGGAUGACAGUCAGGAGCAAGCGAGCUGUCGAGCAAGUGUUGCUUAAUCAUGCCGGUGCCCGCAACUACGACUGACAAGGAGGAGUCUACCGUGGAUCAAAGCAGGAUUUCGACACCGGUAAACGCUGAAAGUGGCAGAGCCCCGGCCAAUCAAUAUGAUGCCCUUACAAAUCGUCAGCUGGUCAUCUUCGCAGGCUCGCAACUGAUCGUCUGGGCUCUCAACGCAGCGAAUGUUCUCGAGACUAGCUUCAUUCUUCCCGUCGUUGCACAAGAAUUCAAAGUCUCGAUCAGUGACGUGCAAUGGGUUGCGGCGUCCAACAUGCUCAUCUGGGGGUGCUUCCAGCUCAUUGCUGGACGAUUGUGCGAUAUAUUAGGGCGUAAGCGUGGCUAUAUUUUUGGCUGUACCACCAGUGUCAUCUUCAAUGUCACGGCCACGUUCAUGCCCAACUUGGCUUCUCUCAACGUGGCAAGAGCACUUUCGGGGUUAUCCGCAGCCAUCAUUCUACCUGCUUCAGCCGGUCUCAUCGGUGCACUGUAUCGACCUGGAAAGAAGCGAACCAUUGCGUGUGCCGUGGUAUCUUGUGGAGGUUGCGCUGGAGCAUCCGUGGGGGAGCUCCUCGCUGGAGUCUUCGUUCGGUAUUCCAAGUGGACCUGGAGACCAUGUUACUUUUCUUGUGGAGUCACCACAGUUGCUCCACUGAUCAUUGGCUGGUGGUUGGUCCCCCGCGAUCCACCGAUCAAAUCCGAUUGGUCUGUAGACUGGCUCGGUGCCUUGUCCGUCGGCGUAUCAUUGUUCUUGUUUCUCUUCACCUUGACGCUGUCCAACACCACGUCUCGCGGCUGGAAGACACCUUAUUUGCCCGCCCUGCUUACCGUCUCUGUCCUAUGCUUCGCCUUCUUCGUGUGGCGUCAACGGUCCCUCCAUCGAGCCUUGCCAAGCGAAAAUAAACCUCCGCCUGUCAUCCCAAAAGGUCUCCUCAGCUGGAAGAAACGCAAUCUCAUUGUGGUCUACAUCGGUACAGCUCUACUGUUCGCUUGCGUUGAUGGCCAAUUUCCCUUCAUUUCGUACCUCUAUCUUGAUGUCCUCAAACUCGACGCAUUUGAGGCGGGUCUCAGAUGGAGCAUGUGCAUGUUCAGUGGUGUGCCGGCGGCCAUCCUUGUGGCACUGUUGAUAUCGAGAGUGCCACCCAGGAUAUUGAUGUCGACUGGAUGCUUGAUUUCUACCAUGACACCCCUUCUCUUUGCCAUCCGCAAAUUGGAUUGGCCUUAUUGGAGAGCGGACCUGUGGGCCUUCCUGCUUGUCGCAUACGGAUCAGACGGAGUCAUUGCAGCGGGAUCAUCUCUCAUCUCGCACACCGCAUCUCCGUGA
This is a messenger RNA of Kockovaella imperatae, 1387 nucleotides long. Its product is annotated as major facilitator superfamily domain-containing protein. Gene Ontology annotation, molecular function: transmembrane transporter activity. NCBI's taxonomy places the organism in Eukaryota, Fungi, Basidiomycota, Tremellomycetes, Tremellales, Cuniculitremaceae. The record is from RefSeq and is a predicted model, not a curated record. Gene Ontology annotation, cellular component: membrane. The transcript has 10 exons. Gene Ontology annotation, biological process: transmembrane transport. Bases 68 to 1387 code for a protein of 439 amino acids.